This is a messenger RNA of Daphnia pulex (common water flea), 1808 nucleotides long. Its product is annotated as inactive ubiquitin carboxyl-terminal hydrolase MINDY-4B-like. NCBI's taxonomy places the organism in Eukaryota, Metazoa, Arthropoda, Branchiopoda, Diplostraca, Daphniidae. The coding region runs from base 228 to 1682 and encodes 484 amino acids. The record is from RefSeq and is a predicted model, not a curated record. Gene Ontology annotation, molecular function: cysteine-type deubiquitinase activity; K48-linked deubiquitinase activity. Gene Ontology annotation, biological process: protein K48-linked deubiquitination. The transcript is spliced from 13 exons.
CAGUUCCAGCCGCCAGACUGUGUGGAGUCAACUUAGAUAGCGAGAGUCAUUCGGCCUUUGCAGUCGUGCUGAUGCUACUCGGUCAGUAACAACGUAAAUCCCGAGUAUACACAAUGCGGAUGUGACUGCAAAGCCGCGCAGGAUCAUCUCUGUAUAUCCCCCAUCAAAUAGAUUUCUUCCGUUUUAAUUGUUUCGCCAUUUUGACACAACUCGUUCACCCUUGACAAAUGAACAUUGAGGCCAACAGAAGCGCAAGAGGCGAGAGGAAAGAGUCGCGGAUUGGCAAUGGCGAUAGCGUCGUUCCAAUCCUGUGCACAAUAAGAGGCGACAGGAAAGAGUCCCGUGUGGGUAAUGGAGGAUGCAACAUCUUGGAUAAGAUCCCGCCAGUCCUCAAUGCGAAAAGAAGUGACAGGAAGGAAUCCCGGACGCUGAAUGGCGCGACGCAUAUCGCGGACAACAUCUCUCCGGGCGACAGCUCUCGUCUGAUGUUGGGAAUUCGCGAGAGAGCCGCUUCGCGUCAGAUCCAGCACAUGGCCUUGGUCACAGCCAACGGAAGUAAACCCAUCACAGAGUCCAUCGCCGUCGCACUGAGACGAAUCGUUUUCGGUGAGUGUCCGGCGCCAAUCAAGACCGAAUAUUUCAUGAGAGGGCCAGGACUAGUUUUUCGGGAAGCGGAGCGGGAUCUUGGUUACGCUUUGAGGGUGAGUCACGCAGCUGGACUGCCGAUCACCAAUUCCUUAAUGAUGGCCAUACAAACACAUAUCUUGCGUAUUCUGUUAUUUGAUGUCAGACCAGUCAGGGUAUACCAACCCGAUCCUCUGAAACCGUCUUUCUCAAUGCAACAAGAAGCACUCUGUACGGCAAUCACCGAUAUCAUUUGGAAAGCGGGCGGGAGCCAAUACGGAGUACUUUGCUUGCCACAUCCUACUCACACUCACGUCGAAGAAUCUGAUCUUUUCAACGCAGAUGGUGUAACAGAAAAACUAAAUCUACUUGAGUGCCACAACCGAGAAGAACUUCAAUAUUUUGUUAGACGCAAUCUGUUCUUGUUUCAACAAGACCCCGGACCCGCUUUGAUACUACUAAUUUACAGUGCCGUCCUGUCAAGAAGAAUAGAAAUGAUCGCAGAAGAUAUGGGGGCGCGCUGGAUAAGCGCGACGAAUUCCUUUCACACAAGUCUUGUGAAUUAUUCCGGCGACAUUAGUUUUAGCGUGAUUAACCUGUUCUUGGGAGGCAGAGCUUCUCCGUACCUGUACAAUGGAACGCAUUACCAUGAAGAUAAAGACAACGCUAUGAUCGCCGAGCCUGGAAUUCAUUUGCGAUCGCCCAUCGGACUACUGAUUUGGAUGCGCAACGAAGAGAAAACAGCCUCGUACAAAUUAGGCUCACGAUUAAAAACACCAAUCUACCCCAUUUGGCUGAUCGUCGCUUCGGAGCAGAGUAGGGUGCUAUUUAGCGACGAUCGAGAUCUACUUCGAGACUACCGUUCAGAAAUAAGGUUCCAGUUACACUAUUACACAAGUACGCAAAACCAAUUGACUCCUGCUGUGCUUCUUAUCCGAACGAGGAUGCUACUCGAGGUACCGGAAGAAGAAGUCUCACUUCCCAUGUUAGACAAAGUGAUCAGAACCAAGUGGAGUGGAGCGCGUGUUACUUGGAAUGGCCUAACGCCCUUUUUUUAAAACAAUAAAGAUGCAUAUAUUAUUCUUAUAGACUUUUGUAUGACGCCAUUAAAUCACCAAAGAAAAAUAUUUAUGAAAGUCGCUCCAGAAAAUACACGCGCCAUCGUGGUAGCAUUUUAAUCGGGA